Hibiscus syriacus is the source of this 463-nucleotide messenger RNA. RefSeq names its product 50S ribosomal subunit assembly factor BipA-like. The record is from RefSeq and is a predicted model, not a curated record. The transcript is spliced from 5 exons. Lineage: Eukaryota; Viridiplantae; Streptophyta; Magnoliopsida; Malvales; Malvaceae. Bases 188 to 463 code for a protein of 91 amino acids.
UUUACGAGAUAAUUUACUCGGAAAGUGUCGAUCCUCAAACACCGAUUGUGAAGUUUAAAAUCUCAGAGUCAGUUUACCAGAUACUUUUCCUAGUAUUGUUAACUCUUUUCGGUAUCUGUUUCUCUUUGCAGCAUAUGAAAAAUAUCGAGGUCCUCUUGGAAAUGUCAGGAAAGGAGUAUUGGUAUCAAUGGGUUAUGGUACAAUCACAGCUUAUGCAUUGAUGAGUUUGGAACCUCGUGGAACCCUUUUCGUGACCCCUGGGAUGGAGGCAUAUGAUGGCAAUAUAGUUGGUGAGCAUUCACGUGAUACAGAUCUUGAAGUGAAUCCAGUAAGGAGUAAAGAACUGUCAAAUAUACGUGCGGCUGGCAAGGAUGGGAAUGUGAAACUCUCUCCUCCAAGACUUAUGACUCUUGAAGAAGCUAUUGGUUAUGUUGCUUCUGAUGAGCUUAUAGAGGUGUGUUAA